GCGGAGCACACUGCAACCUUGUCCCAACAGAGCCAGCAGUGGAAAUGUACAGCUUCAGAGGCCUGGGGUGUUCUUGAACAGAAAUGAAUGGUGAUGGCAGCAAACAGCGAUAUGUGUCAACCUUCAGGAUGCACAUCAAGCAGCCCAGUGCAUCGCCUACAUCAGGGAAUGGGCCGGGAACUAUUGACAGCAGGAUCGCAGACACAUGUCCUGACACUGGGUCUGUUAACCUUUCCGCUCGUAAACGCCUGGAUCUGCCCGUCUUCAUAGAGCCGCUGCAGGACUGCUGUGUGGACGAAGGAAAUGACGUCACACUGCGGGGGGCUCUGACUGGAGGUCAGCCUAUUCAAGUGUCAUGGUUGCACAAUGGUGAAGUGGCCCGUUUUGGAAAACCUUCCUUUAAUGGCAGGGAGACGAGUUUUGUGGUGCGGGAGUGCUUGCCUGAAGAUGCGGGUGCCUACACGUGCUUGGCAGAGAAUAGUGCAGGGAAGACUUCCUGUUGUGCUGCUGUGUAUGUCAGAGACUUUGAAACUAUCUGCGGGUCGCAGAGUCGUGUCUCAAAUAUCCAAACUUCUCCAUCCAAGAGCAUGGUGCCGAAUGGAAGGUCACCACAGUCUCCCAAAGACGAGCAACAGAAGACCAGAGGAUCUAUUUGCUCUUCCACUGCAGGCUCUGAUAAGCUCAGCCCGGUCUCCAGUCCAAGAGAAGUCAUCCCAAAGAAGAGAGCCAACUCAGCGACAGGUCCAGCAUUACGUUUUGAAAACCCUCCACAACACCUGGAGGUGAAGGUGGGACAAACUGCCAGGUUGACGUGUUCCUUCACUGGCAGUCCUCCUGUCGUGUCGUGUUGGAUCAGAAAAAAGGAUCAGAUAGUGGAUGGUCCAGAGCUGUGGUCAGAAAACACAGAUCAGAGCAGCACACUGGUCAUAGCAGAGGCUAACCCGCAGCACUCAGGCCGCUACACUGUUGUAGUGAAGGAUCGCAAGAGCUCUGCACAACACACGGUUGCUCUUUCUGUCAUAGAGCCCCCCCAGCCUCCGGCCUCCUGUCCCGUGAUCUCCCUCGUCUCUCCCAGCAGCCUCGUGCUCUCCUGGUCCGGCCCCUGCUACGACGGAGGCAGUGCUGUCCUAGGUUAUGUGGUUGAAGUGAAGAACCAGGGACGUGUUGAUCCUGGGGAUUGGGCCGAGCUCACCGCCCAGUGUAAGAGUACCUCAUACAAAGUGUGCUCAGGUCUGCUGCCUCAACAGGAGUACUGCUUCAGAGUGAGGGCCUACAACGCAGUGGGAGUCAGUGAGCCAGGACCAGUGUCACCAGUAGUUAGGAUGGAGCAGAAUGAUAAACCACAAGAAGAAGAAACCCCUCAAGCGUUCUCCUGUGUCACUGUUGACUCUUCACACAAAGUCACAGAUCACUACAGUUUGCAGGAGAAACUGGGAAUGGGAAAGUUCGGCCUGGUGUUCAAGUUAACCCACAAGGAAACGGGACGUGUGUGUGCAGGGAAGUUCUACAAAGGUCGACGUGCCAAGGAGAGGGAGGCUGCUCGUAAGGAGAUAGAGCUGAUGAACUUCCUCCACCACCCCCAACUGGUGCAGUGUCUCGCAGCAUACGACCACAAGCCUGAAAUGGUCAUGGUCAUGGAGUUUAUCGCAGGCGGGGAACUGUUUGAACGCAUUGUGGACGACAGUUUUGUGCACACUGAGCUUGCUAGUGUGCGCUACAUGCAGCAGAUCCUGGAGGGGAUUGCCUUCAUGCAUCAGCAGAACAUUGUCCAUCUGGACAUGAAACCUGAAAACAUUGUGUGUGUUGACACCACUGGCACCUCCGUGAAGAUCAUUGACUUCGGAUUAGCCUGCAAGAUUGAAGGGGACACACCACUGAAGGUGAUGCAUGGGACUCCAGAGUUUGUGGCACCUGAAGUGAUCAACUAUGAGCCUGUGUGUUUGUUCACUGACAUGUGGAGCAUAGGAGUCAUCUGCUACAUAUUACUCAGUGGUGAGUCUCCAUUCCAGGGUAACAACGAUGUGGAGACCCUCUCCUUGGUCACAGCUGCCCAGUGGGAGUUUGAUGAGGAGAGCUUUGAUGAGAUUACAGACGAGGCCAAACACUUCAUCAGCUCGCUGCUCAGCAAGGACACCAGGCGGAGGAUGACAUGUGAGGAAGCACUCGCACACCCCUGGAUGGCAUUUGACUCUGGAGCUGUUGCCACCACCAAGAGCCUGUCCAAGGAGAAGAUGAAGAGGUUUCUAGCCAAGCAGAAGUGGAAGAAAGCAGGGAAGGCCUUGUUAGCCCUGAAGAGAAUGGCUCUGCUGUCUAAAGGUGACGGCUCUGUCUCGCCUACCAGCCCUGGAGAAGAUUUACCCCUGAGCCCAGAGGCGGAGCACGCCCUGCAGUCUCUGGAGCGCAAGAUGCAGGUGCCACCCCAGUUCACCCAGAGCCUGGAGGACCUUACAGUAGUUCAGGGAUCCUGUGCCCGUCUCUCCUGUCACCUCACAGGGUACCCAGACCCAGAGGUGGUGUGGCUGUGUGGUGAAGAACAUGUGGAGGAGUCACCCUCAAAGCAGAUAGAGUAUGAUGAAGAUGGCUGCUGCACACUGGUCUUAGACAAAGUGGGCCCAGAGGAGAGCGGUGUGUACACCUGCAGAGCCACCAAUGACCAAGGGGAGGCAUUCUGCUCAGCCAAACUUAUUGUAAAAAAGUAGAUAAAGGAGACAAAAUGUAUAAACACAACAUGUUCAAGAGUGCCUUCAACUGUUUUGUUGUAGAAUAUUGUAUUAAAAGUCAGGACCAAACUGUACAUCCUGUACUAUGGCUGGAAAUAUGAUGUUUGUAUUAUUGUACAAAAUGUAUGAAUAUUGUUACAGAGCUACAGGCAUAUUUCUUCAUUGGACUUGAGUAUGAGGACUCUUAUAUCAGCUAAAACAAUCUCUUACUUUGCCUCAUGGGUAAAUAUUUGUAAGAUUGUAUUUCAAACCUUUCAACUGGUGGUAUGAAUACAAAUAAAUAUCCUUUGUCAAAAGCAAA
Molecule: messenger RNA, 3021 nt
Organism: Gymnodraco acuticeps
Lineage: Eukaryota; Metazoa; Chordata; Actinopteri; Perciformes; Bathydraconidae
Gene: mylk5
Product: myosin, light chain kinase 5
Exons: 18
Coding region: 84-2699 (871 amino acids)
Biological process (GO): protein phosphorylation
Molecular function (GO): protein kinase activity; protein binding; ATP binding
Source: RefSeq, a predicted model, not a curated record